Molecule: messenger RNA, 2541 nt
Organism: Photinus pyralis (common eastern firefly)
Lineage: Eukaryota; Metazoa; Arthropoda; Insecta; Coleoptera; Lampyridae
Product: polyadenylate-binding protein 1-like
Exons: 4
Coding region: 222-2102 (626 amino acids)
Cellular component (GO): ribonucleoprotein complex
Molecular function (GO): RNA binding
Source: RefSeq, a predicted model, not a curated record
AAGUGGCAGUUGUGCUAUGGAAAAGGCCAUUCCUAUUUCGUUGUUUGUAGUGCUGUGUUUAUGUGAGGUUGUGUUUCCUUCUUUGGACUCGCAACCCACCCUCAUUCGUGAUAUUAGCGAAUAAGAAUAAAAAAUAUUAAAAACCCAAAAAAAUCGUAAAAACAGUGGAAAACCGCAACAUAUAUUUAAUUCAUUUCCUCUGCUUUAUUUAAUAAUUCAGAAUGAAUCCUGGAGCUCCAAAUUACCCGAUGGCGUCCCUAUAUGUAGGGGAUCUACACCCCGAUAUUACAGAAGCUUUGCUGUUUGAGAAAUUUUCUACGGCUGGACCAGUGUUAUCAAUCCGAGUGUGUCGAGACAUGAUCACUCGUAGGUCUCUCGGAUAUGCCUACGUAAACUUUCAACAGCCAGCCGAUGCCGAACGUGCUCUAGACACCAUGAAUUUUGACUUAAUAAAGGGCCGACCAAUUCGUAUUAUGUGGUCUCAACGUGACCCUUCACUUCGAAAAUCCGGAGUCGGCAAUGUUUUCAUAAAAAAUUUGGACAAGAGUAUCGACAACAAGGCCAUGUACGAUACUUUUUCUGCGUUUGGCAACAUUUUAAGUUGCAAAGUUGCUCAAGAUGAAACUGGUGCCAGUAAAGGAUACGGGUUCGUCCAUUUCGAAACCGAGGAGGCGGCAAAUAAAUCCAUCGAAAAAGUCAACGGUAUGUUGCUAAAUGGAAAGAAAGUAUAUGUGGGACGGUUCAUUCCGCGUAAGGAACGUGAAAAGGAAUUGGGCGAAAAGGCGAAAUUAUUUACUAACGUUUAUGUGAAAAACUUCGGUGAAGAGUUAUCCGAGGAGCAGCUGAGACAAAUGUUUGAGAAGUUUGGAGGAAUUACGAGCUUAAAAAUUAUGAGUAAAGACGAUGGGAAAUCACGUGGAUUUGGAUUUGUUGCGUUCGAAUGUUCGGAUUGUGCCGAAGCGGCAGUAGACGAACUGAAUGGCAAAGAAAUUCUGGAAGGUAAGCCAAUGUACGUCGGGCGCGCCCAAAAGAAGGCCGAGCGCCAACAGGAGCUUAAGCGGCGAUUUGAGCAGCUGAAAAUGGAACGCAUGAAUCGUUACCAGGGUGUCAAUUUAUACGUUAAGAAUUUAGAUGAUUCCAUUGACGACGAACGUUUGCGUAAAGAGUUCACGCCGUUCGGAACUAUUACCUCUGCGAAGGUUAUGUUAGAAGAAGGUCGUAGCAAAGGAUUUGGUUUUGUCUGCUUUUCAUCACCCGAGGAAGCGACCAAAGCUGUAACGGAAAUGAACGGUCGUAUUGUAGGGACCAAGCCAUUAUACGUCGCCCUAGCGCAGCGCAAAGAAGACAGAAAGGCGCAUUUAACUUCACAAUAUAUGCAACGAAUGGCCAAUAUGCGCAUGCACCAUCAAAUGGGCCAAUUUAUUCAACCGGGCAGUACAGGAGGAUACUUCGUGCCGACGCUACCUCAACCACAGCGAUUCUAUGCAGCUUCACAGAUGGCGCCUAUUCGCACCACACCCCGCUGGCCGGCACAGACACCCGUUCGUCCAGGCGCCCAAGCGGGUACUAACGCCUACGCAACAGGCAUGCAAAAUUCAUACCGCUCCGCACCACGUCCGCCAAGUCAAACAACUUCUUUGCGAAGCAACAUGACCGUAUCUCGACCGAUUACGGGACAGCAGCCACCCAACAUACAAGGACGUCCGCUAGCAACUCCUGGCAUUGUCGGUGGAAGUAGCCGACCUUCCAAUUACAAAUACACGGCAAACAUGCGAAACCCUCCCCAGGGCUUGGGUAACGCACCAGUACAGCAAGCCGUUCACAUUCAAGGCCAAGAGCCUUUGACCUCAUCAAUGUUAGCAUCGGCACCACCUCAGGAACAGAAGCAAAUGUUAGGAGAAAGAUUAUUCCCACUCAUUCAGAGAAUGUAUCCAGAUCUUGCCGGAAAAAUUACGGGAAUGCUUUUAGAAAUUGACAACUCCGAACUUCUACACAUGUUGGAGCAUAACGAAUCAUUGAAGGCAAAAGUGGAAGAGGCGGUCGCCGUGCUUCAGGCGCAUCAAGCCAAGCAAGCCGCCGCUCAGAUUAACAAGAAAGAAUAACUCAUUGUUUGACACAAAAAAAUGGCAAAAUGAAAAAUCGAAACUAUUCGACAUUCACUACGAAAUUUAUUGUUUUUAUUUUAGCGACAAUAACAUGGAUGUCAAAUGGCAAAAAAAAUACUUCCGCGAAUUAAAGUGGUUUUCGAUUUUACAUCCAUACGCAGUACUAAUUAACAUCUAUUGGAGAUUGCUUUAAUUCGAUGACGCGAAUUUCUUACCUCUUUUACUGAUUACGGCAGUAAUAUUCCUUAAGGAUUUAUCGUUUUAUUUCAUCCCGAUAAGAAUUUGGUGAAAUAAGUUGUUUGUAAAUUAGUACUGUUUUCUCAUUGUUACCAUUACUUAAGUUCUUUUGUACCUAUUUCUAAGAUGUAUUUGUUCGGUAUUAUUUACUGUUUUACCAUUGUAGAUUGUAGUGACUCAAUAAAUUCUUUAACAAUAA